Lepus europaeus (European hare) is the source of this 3910-nucleotide messenger RNA. RefSeq names its product EH domain containing 4 (gene EHD4). The coding region runs from base 16 to 1641 and encodes 541 amino acids. Gene Ontology annotation, biological process: endocytosis; endosomal transport. NCBI's taxonomy places the organism in Eukaryota, Metazoa, Chordata, Mammalia, Lagomorpha, Leporidae. The record is from RefSeq and is a predicted model, not a curated record. Gene Ontology annotation, cellular component: cytoplasm; plasma membrane. Gene Ontology annotation, molecular function: calcium ion binding; GTP binding; protein binding. The transcript has 6 exons.
GCGAGCGGCGCCAGGAUGUUCAGCUGGAUGGGGCGGCAGGCGGGCGGGCGCGAGCGCACGGGCGGCGCGGACGCCGUGCAGACGGUGACCGGCGGCCUGCGCUCGCUCUACCUGCGCAAGGUGCUGCCGCUGGAGGAGGCGUACCGCUUCCACGAGUUCCACUCGCCGGCGCUGGAGGACGCCGACUUCGAGAACAAGCCCAUGAUCCUGCUGGUGGGCCAGUACAGCACGGGCAAGACCACCUUCAUCAGGUACCUACUGGAGCAGGAUUUCCCUGGCAUGAGGAUUGGCCCGGAGCCCACCACUGACUCCUUCAUCGCCGUGAUGUACGGGGACACCGAGGGCAGCACCCCUGGAAAUGCCUUGGUCGUGGACCCCAAAAAGCCGUUUCGAAAGCUCAGUCGUUUCGGAAACGCUUUCCUGAAUCGAUUCAUGUGCUCCCAGCUGCCCAACCAGGUCCUGAAGAGCAUCAGCAUCAUUGACAGCCCUGGCAUCCUGUCUGGGGAGAAGCAGCGCAUCAGCCGAGGCUAUGACUUCUGCCAGGUCCUGCAGUGGUUCGCCGAGCGGGUCGACAGGAUCAUCCUGCUCUUCGACGCUCAUAAGCUGGACAUCUCGGACGAGUUCUCGGAAGCCAUCAAGGCCUUCCGGGGCCAGGACGACAAGAUCCGCGUGGUGCUCAACAAGGCCGACCAGGUGGACACGCAGCAGCUGAUGCGGGUCUACGGGGCCCUCAUGUGGUCCCUGGGCAAGGUCAUCAACACGCCCGAGGUGCUGCGCGUGUACAUAGGCUCCUUCUGGGCACAGCCCCUGCAGAACACCGACAACCGCCGGCUCUUCGAGGCCGAGGCCCAAGACCUCUUCAGAGACAUCCAGAGCCUUCCCCAGAAGGCAGCCGUGCGCAAACUCAACGACCUCAUCAAGCGAGCGAGGCUGGCCAAGGUGCACGCCUACAUCAUCAGCUACCUGAAGAAGGAGAUGCCAAACAUGUUUGGAAAGGAAAACAAGAAGCGGGAACUCAUCAGCAGACUGCCCGAAAUCUACAUUCAGCUGCAGCGGGAAUACCAGGUCUCCGCGGGGGACUUCCCUGAGGUCAAGGCCAUGCAGGAGCAGCUGGAGAACUACGACUUCUCCAAGUUCCACUCGCUCAAGCCCAAGCUGAUCGAGGCCGUGGACAACAUGCUGAGCACCAAGAUCGCGUCCCUGAUGAGCCUCAUCAGCCAGGAGGAGAGCAGCGCGCCCACGCAGCUCGUGCAGGGCGGCGCCUUCGACGGCACUGCCGAGGGCCCCUUCAACCAGGGCUACGGCGAGGGUGCCAAGGAGGGCGCCGACGAGGAGGACUGGGUGGUGGCCAAGGACAAGCCCGUCUACGACGAGCUCUUCUACACCCUGUCACCCAUCAACGGCAAGAUCUCGGGCGUCAACGCCAAGAAGGAGAUGGUGACCUCCAAGCUGCCCAACAGCGUGCUGGGCAAGAUCUGGAAGCUGGCCGACUGCGACUGCGACGGCAUGUUGGACGAGGAGGAGUUCGCGCUGGCCAAGCACCUCAUCAAGAUCAAGCUGGACGGCUACGAGCUGCCCAGCACCCUGCCCCCCCACCUCGUGCCCCCCUCUCACAGGAAGUCCCUGCCGAAGGCCGACUGAUGGGCGGCGGGGCCGCUGACGCACCAGUGACCUCGGGCUGGACACUGCCUUCUCUGUGUCUCAGUCUCCCAGUCUGUGGAACGGGGAGGCCAGACACUGGACACCAGGAAGAUGAGGUCCUUCCACCUCUCAAAUCCCCUGACUUUCUGUUACAAUCCGAGGGGCUGCAGGACAGGCAUGGAGACCGGGGGGCUGCAGAGAAAGGCAGAUUUCCAGGGAACACCCAGGAGCCUGGGGGCGCAGCGGGAAGGGAGAUGGGGCUCGCAGGGGCGGCUCGCGAGUCGGGACCUCCAUGGGGCCUGUCUCCCUCAGAGGGCCUCCGGCCAGUAGCCGUAACCUUAUUUAUUAAUUAUUGCGUUUCCAACUGUACUGAGAGCAGCGAGAGACAGAGCUCUCUCCAGACCAUCUACCAAAGAGAAGAAGACCGAGGCCCAGGUGGGAGACAGGCUGCCCCCCGGCCACAUGAGCCCCAGCCCCUUGUCCCCGCCCUCCCGGGCCUCCCAUCCCAGCAGUGUUUGGUCAGGGCUUAGGGACUCCCUGGCACGAGUUUGGGAUUGCACCUCGGGUCACGCUAAGGUCUGGGGUUAGCUUGCCUUGCUGGUGGGUCUGGGAAGCACAGCCCAGUCCGGUGAGGGCAGGGUGGCGUCCCUAGUGCCCCCAGCAUCCAGCAUCCCCAAGGCAAGCUGUCUGGCUGCCAGCAGUGUCCGAGGCCCCGGGCCAGCCCUGCCUGGGCUGUUGAGGAGAGGUAGGUCUGCGGAGUUCCAUGUCGCUUUUGUAGAAAACAGGCAUUUUUAGUAUAUCCAGGGUGGUGGUUUGUUUCUUACGAGAUGAAAGCCUUUAUACGGGAACAAAAUGGCAUCUUAUACAGCCUCCUGGUCAACAGCUGUCGAGUCAUGAAUGCCCGCCUCAGGCAGGAGAUGGGCGCCCCCUGCACGCUGCCCGGGGGCAGGGGGGCUUCCGCCGAGUCCCCCACAGACCCCGGCCCUGCUGGCCUGUCGCCUGUGUCCGGGAGGUGCUGAUUCCUGCAGCCACACUCCCUGCUCUGUGGGCAGCAGGUGCCUUGCACACUAUUUCUGCAGCCCCGGAAACGGAGGACAUGCCCACAGCCCCUCUAAGCCUUCCCCAGGUUCCUGCCACUGAUGCGGGUGGAAGAGGAGAGUGACUGGAGGCAAGCACUCCUGCCAGUGCCAGCCCUCAGCUGCCUAGCUCACCUUCCACAGUUGUAAGAGAAGCAAGUGCCUCGUGUGGUUUUUAGUCUUUAUGCGCACUCUUCAUUAGGUUCAUAGAAAAACACCUGUAAUGCCAGCCCUGUCAGAUGAGCAGCUAGCUCCGGGCAAGUUCCUCCACAGGGGCCUCCUGAGAUGUGAGCCCCGGCGGCCGCCAGGGCGGGUUGGGGGUCGCUUUGUCCAGGGCGCAGGGCUGCCCCGGAGCUGCCUUCCUGUUCAGAAUGCUCUUCCUUAGCUCAGCGCAGCUGGCACGGAGAAGCCCAGGUAGACACGUGCGCCUGGUCCCGUGGGAGUGCGCAUGGGCGGGGGGCUCCGUGCGUGUCUGUCCGGAGAUGCGGAUGCGGUGGCGGGGCUGCCGUCCCCGUGGAAACAAGGACAUGAUGCGGCGCUUAACGUCCCGGCUUCCGAAAUGCUGGGGACAGCCGGGCUGAGCGAGCCUACAGGCAAACCCAGCCAUGCCGCCCGCUGCCGCCUCUGCCGCGCACACCACACCCCUAACACCCGCUCCCCAGAGGGCGGCCCAGCGCCCGGGCCAGGGCGCCUGGACUCUGAACCGUACAGCUCUCUCCCAGACUCCACCGAGGGACCUCGCCCGGCGCCUGCCUCUACAACGCUAGGUUCCAGGGAAGGGAAGGCUCCAGCCUGUUCCCCCUUCCCGGCGGGCAGCCUCCAAGCUAUGAGACCGCUGAGCCUGCGGGUAAAGAAACCUCUCAGGGGGCCCGCCGCGGGUGUACUGAGGCAGCCGUCAUGCCCAGAGCCAGGCCCGGGGCCAAACCCUGAGGAUGGGAAGGCGUUUUACUGUCCCCUCCCGUGGAAGGUAGCGGAAGGGCAACUCCAGGAUGGAGAGCGGCUGAGUCAACCAGGACACGUGGCCUAAUUUAAGAGUGUGUCAGAUUGUGUGGCAAAUUAACCCGUGCAAUUAACACACGUGCUUCUGUAUAUUUUUUUCUAUUUUGUAAUCCUAUUUAGAAGUAUCAAAAAAAGACACAGUUGACUGAUCAAUAAACUUACUCAGAAACCCCUACCUGCCUCCUGUUGGCUCU